AUGUCUGUUGACCGAGGCUAUCUCAACCUCGUCAGCCAUCUCAACAGACACUCAACGAACCUCCCCCUCAACACUAUCCUCGGCUCCGUUGCUCAUCAUCUCGCCUACGUCCAACCGUCUGCCACACCACUCGCUGCGAUCGUCAUAAGCAGUCCGCUCUUCCACACGUCCUCGUAUGCGGACUUGGACGGGCUACUUACUGCUUUCCGUCAUGCUGUGCACCUCAAGAUCAAGGUAGUCUAUGACGAACCCUCAGGACUGUUUUCAAGAGGUCUGACAACUCGUGUCGCGGAAUGGGUCGCCGAGGUGCUCAAGGGCUUCCAGGGCGGACAUUCCGUCCUGAGGCUGGCAUGCUGCGCGGGCUUGCUCCAUGGAUUGGCCGACAGAGAGGCAGAUCUAAAGAUAAAGGAAAACUUUGCGGGACGAAGUGUGGAGGAAGAGCUCAUCAUCGCAUUGGCUGAGGUCGUUGAGUAUGCCUCUGCGGACCCCUGGGAGGCUGAGUUUAGAUUGACAGCCCAACGAGAAGAAGGUGAAUAUGCGCCGAACUAUCUCAUGUGUAUUCCGUCUCAGCGGAGACUCCUCCUAGAUGCGUUACCUGCAACGCUUGUCAUUGCGUCUCGCUCAUUGCCACUGGUCACACCGCACAGGCUGGGGGCACUUCCGCUCCUCGGCUUCUGCCGCGUACUGCAGUCCGCGUUCACUCAAGCCUUUCAGAAUGGGACGUUUAUUCAAGAACUACAACCCUCUGCCGUUAUCACCGAGGCAGGCAAGCUCUCCGUCGCCACCGAUUCGCAAUUCUCGGGAAAUGUCGGCGAAGUGUCGAAGGGGUUAUUGUUCGCGCAUAUGGCAACCCUUUCUGCGAUGUAUGCACAGGUCAUCUCUCUACUAGCAGACGGUCGGCCGUUAGACGCGUGGACGGCCAUCUCAGAGCUUAUGCGUGCACUGGUCCAACUAGCGACCGCUGCAGAAGAUGGGUGGGCAAGGCACCCCUUCGCAAGCAUCGACGAUGAAGAAACUUUCUCGCCCGAGACGAAAGAACUCGCAGUGAAGGUGUGGGCAAUCCUCAAGACCUUGCUGUUCACGUGCAUCCGCCUGUUACAACAAGUGCUCAACGUCGUUCUGUUUGUUUCUCCUCCACCCUCGCCCCUAAUAUCUUUGCCAGUCCCUCAUGGCUUGUCGAACACAUGGUCCCCUUCGCCGUUCGAGAUGGCACGCACAGCUUUGAAGACGCUGUCCCAUCUCUCUUUUAUACUUCCGCGCUUCGGGGGUGUCUCGUCGACGGCAUCUUCAGCGCUGCCCGAGCUGCUGAAAGCGUUCUACACAGCGCUUGACGUGCUAUCUACCUCGCCCGAUCAAAGUCGGCUGCUAGUUCGGACGCUGAAGCAAGAGGUGUAUUCGAUGGGACAAAAAGCUCUACCUGGCGGUCUCGUCAAAGCGAAAGAAGCGUACGCAUUAGCUUGUGUCGAGCAACUUGUGCCCGUACUUGAUGACAGGACCAUGAGAGAAGACGUAUGGCCGAUGUGUGAACCGCAUCUCAAUGACUCCCCACAUCGGGAGACAUACGAGUCUGCACAUAGCGUUAUGCUUGCCAUGUUCUCUGCACAUGCGAAGAAGCGGCGGGCUGGCGACGCGUCUACUAUCGUCGCUGCGCCGUUGCCUAUAACAGCAGCCACUCCACUAGAUGCUCCGGGUCUGAGCUCGGGGAUCGAUUCCAAAAGCUCAGGGAUUGCGGAGGAAGCACAGCUGCCGUUUGCGGAACAAGUCGUGCCAGCGUACGCAAAAUGCCUCAUUGAUAACUCGCACCCGGACAAGCUGAACACGGCCCAGCUGCGUAUGGCGUAUGGCGCGCUCGUCAGCUGUGCAUCCGUCUUCGGCUCAUCCCAACAUAAACUCGCGACAAGCAGCGAUGGGAAUAGAGGAGCGGAGGCGCGAACACCAGAAGGCGACGCGUACGCCUGGUUCUGCGUCGAGCUCUUGCUGGACGCGAUCAAUACCUACGCUGCGGGGGCACUUACGGAGCAGGAAAACGAACAUCGACAGAAGCUACUCUUGACACUGGUCUCGACUGUUCCAUCCGUUUCACUACGACUUCUUCCGCGACUACUCGCGGCAAUCCUCAAAUUACUGGAAAGCCCAGCAGCGUCUAAGUCGUAUUCACCCGACGCCGCGGCUGACAAAGACCGAUCUUGGGGCCAGAAGGACGGCAGAAAAGAUAUUAUAAAGGCUUUCUUCGAGGAGUUGCUCAACGUGGGGGAUGAGGAGAAGGAGCAUGCUCUGUGGUGGUGGGGCGAGCACAAAGAGAGGCUCGCGGAUGGAGUAGAGGGGCAACCAAGAGAAAUGGACAUUGGAAGCGCAGACUCUGACAAGGAGCCUGAGAUUUUUGCACAGACGGUGGGGAAGGGGAAGGCGCGACAGAUCGCAGCACGACUGUGA
Messenger RNA from Phanerochaete carnosa HHB-10118-sp, 2433 nucleotides. RefSeq lists its product as uncharacterized. NCBI's taxonomy places the organism in Eukaryota, Fungi, Basidiomycota, Agaricomycetes, Polyporales, Phanerochaetaceae. Bases 1 to 2433 code for a protein of 810 amino acids. The record is from RefSeq and is a predicted model, not a curated record. The transcript has 6 exons.